Acanthosepion pharaonis is the source of this 579-nucleotide messenger RNA. The record is from the annotation of a GenBank genome assembly. NCBI's taxonomy places the organism in Eukaryota, Metazoa, Mollusca, Cephalopoda, Sepiida, Sepiidae.
AUGAAAGAAAAAUCAAGUAAUCUAUCUAUCUCCGCCUUUUCAUAUCUAUCUCUUUUCCCUAUCUAUCUAUCUAUUAGUCUCUUCAUAUCUAACUAUCUAUCUAUCUAUCUAUCUAUCUAUCUAUCUAUCUAUCUAUUAGUCUCUUCAUAUCUAUCUAUCUAUCUAUCUAUCUAUCUAUCUAUCUCCCUUUUCACAUCUGUCUAUUAUCUCUUUAUCUCUGUCUUUUCACAUCUAUCUCUCUAUUUCCCUCUCUUUUCCUAUCUAUCUAUCUAUCUAUCUAUGUCUGCCUUGUUACAUCUAUCUAUCUAUCUAUCUAUCUAUCUAUCUAUCUAUCUAUCUAUCUAUCUAUCUAUCUAUCUAUGUCUGCCUUGUUACAUCUAUCUAUAUCUAUCUAUCUAUGUCUGCCUUGUUACAUCUAUCUAUCUAUCUAUCUAUCUAUCUAUCUAUCUAUCUAUCUAUGUCUGCCUUGUUACAUCUAUCUAUCUAUCUAUCUAUCUAUCUAUCUAUCUAUCUAUGUCUGCCUUGUUACAUCUAUCUAUCUAUGUCUGCCUUGUUACAUCUAUCUAUCUAUCGAUCUAG